UUCAAGAUAACGGCAAUCGAUGCACAAUAAUUUUUUUGGGCGCAAGAUAAAUAGUUUAGAUUUGGCAAGCGUCCGGUUUUGCCGCUAUAGAAAAAUAAUCCCCCACCACAAAACAUGGUGUGACGCGACAUAAACCGACGCCGCGCCCGCCGCGCCGGCGCGGCUCGAGCCCGUACCGGUCAUCCAGUAGUUCGAAUAUCUAGUCGGAAUCAACAGGUGUGUUGUUCGAUGUGAUUUUUGUUAAGAGCAACAGAAGUGUGUUAAAAUGGCGACACCCAUCAAAGAUUUUUUGGAAAGUUGUCGUUUAAGCCAUUUGCUGCCUAAAUUUGAAGAACAGAAUAUUGACGAACUUGAAAUUUUGAAAGAACUGAGCCAAGAUCAAAUCUCUUUUUUGGCCCCCAAUAUAGGAGAUAAGAUUAAACUCGAAAGAGGUCUAGCCAGGUUAAAUGAAUCAGAACACCAGGCAGAAGAGCCUCCGAAGAAAAUACAAAAGUGUAACGAGGAAACAAUAAUUAAUACUACCAGCAACCAGGUUUUAAACGAGACAAACGACCAGGCCUAUUCAAUACUGUUUGUUGAAGACCUGUUACCAUCAGUGACAACGCCGGCGCCGGUGACCCCGAAGGACAUUAUCGAGGACAGCAUUAGCCUCGCCACUACCGAAACAAUAUCCUGUUCAUCACAGGCAGCAUCUUCCUCAACAAGUGUUGAGAGGGAAAAUACAUUCCAAAAAACGUCGAUUGGCAAUUUUGACCUUAUAGAUUUCUUAAAAAAUGACCUUCUUGGCGAUGCCAUUUUAUACAAAAGUACCAAGUUUAAACUAGACAACACCGACAGAGACCGACUAUGUGAAAUCUUGAUUAAACACCUAAUCCAUCAUUAUGGCAAAUUGAAUGCUGAAGACUUCUUAGUACUGUCAAAGAAAAUUGUCAAUGCUUUUCCACGAGAACUUUGUUCUACCUACAUACUACGUGGCUGCUAUUCCAAAAACCCUUUCCACCAAACAUGAACAUGAGAAAGCAAGGGGAAAACUCAAUGACAAGCAGCGAAAUUUACUUUACCUCAUCAAAAGACUUAAACAAAGCGAGUCCAUCAAAGAAAAUCUAAAGGA
Messenger RNA from Sitophilus oryzae (rice weevil), 1111 nucleotides. RefSeq lists its product as uncharacterized. The transcript has 3 exons. The record is from RefSeq and is a predicted model, not a curated record. NCBI's taxonomy places the organism in Eukaryota, Metazoa, Arthropoda, Insecta, Coleoptera, Curculionidae. Bases 266 to 1009 code for a protein of 247 amino acids.